This is a messenger RNA of Dreissena polymorpha, 1278 nucleotides long. RefSeq names its product beta-1 adrenergic receptor-like. Gene Ontology annotation, cellular component: membrane. The transcript has 3 exons. The record is from RefSeq and is a predicted model, not a curated record. Bases 1 to 1278 code for a protein of 425 amino acids. Gene Ontology annotation, biological process: G protein-coupled receptor signaling pathway. Lineage: Eukaryota; Metazoa; Mollusca; Bivalvia; Myida; Dreissenidae. Gene Ontology annotation, molecular function: G protein-coupled receptor activity.
AUGCAAAAUGUCCUGUCGAUGCGACAUUCAAAUGUGGCGAAACAUAAUGAUGCUAUAUUUCGCAUCUUUAUGUCGCAACAAAUUGUCAUCACAGCUCGCAGCGUCAUCGACGGCUACUGGUUGCUUCAUUGUCAACAAAUGGAAAUGGAGCAUUUGGAGGAGUACACGCAAUAUGUGUUUGCGAACUACAUGUGGACCUACGGAUCGCCUAUUCUGAUUGUUAUCGGCACCAUUGGUAAUGUUUUGUCCAUCGUGGUCCUCUUGAGGCCAAGGUUACGUAAAUCCACGACGAUGUUCUACUUGACCUGCCUUAGUUUCGGGGACUUGUUCACCUUGUAUACCGGACUACUGCGUUACUGGAUCCACUCGGCGUUCAAAAUCGACGUCCGAAAUUUAUCCAAUGGCGCCUGUAAGGUGCACACUUUCCUCGUUUACUUGUGGCUCGAUUUUACGGUUUGGGUUUUAGUGUCGGUAACAGUGGACAGAUGCAUAUCCGUGUCUUUGCCGUUCCGUGUAAAACGUCUAUGCACGAUACAACGUAGUAGAAUUGUUGUGACCAUAAUUUGGGGGAUCAUGUUUAUCAAAAACAUGCACUUCUUUUGGACGCUUUCAUUAGUGGAGACUUGGAAAUAUAGUUGCGGUGGAAGUUCCCCAGCGGAAAUUCAUUUUCUACAUUUUGUUUGGCCGUGGUUAGAUAUGGCCACGUUCUGCAUUAUCCCGUUUACGAUAAUGAUAGUGUGCAAUAUAAAAAUCAUCUAUAAGAUGGUUAAAGCUCAGCGUAAGCUUCAUGCGCAUAAUAAAUCGUUCCAAAACGAAAAUGCAACGGAACAUAUGAACGAUUUUCAACGGCAGAUAUCCUAUAGUCCUAAUUGUUUAUCGGCACAGCAUCCUUCCCCACAGAAUACAAGUACGUCACGUCGAGAAAGACCAAUCUGCCGAAACGUAACUACGUCAUCGACGCCCGGAACGUCAAAAAUUUCGUCUUUGACGGCAAUGCUUCUGGCUGUGAAUACAGUGUUUCUCAUCACAACAUUGCCUGUGCAAGUAUUGCUAAUAGGCGAGGAGUAUUGGUUCCCUAACAGGGACAUCUCGGCGGAGCAAAUAGCCUGGUAUAGUUUCUGGUGGGCGCUUGUGAACAUGCUGCAGUAUUUGAACAACUCCAUCCAUUUCGUCUUGUACUGUCUGACUGGGCCGAGGUUUAGACAUGAAUUGCGUGGGAUAUUUAGGCGCAAGACUCGUGUUGGUGUAAUGAAAGAACAAACGCAAACUGAAUUUUGA